AUGUUGCCAACCGGCCGGGUAGACAAGCUGGACAGCUCGUUCUCACGCUCGCGCUCCAGCUCCAUGUCCAGCCUGGAGAACAUCUCGCAGGAGGGCAUCCAGUGCCUCGCCUUCGCUGACAGCUAUACUAAAAAGUCUGACCCCACGGCGCUGACUCCGACGCUAUGGAUCGGCACGACGCUGGGCUCCGUGCUGACGCUGAGCAUCACGCUGCCCGAGGCAGAGCUCCGCCACACUCAGCCCGUGCACGUCACCACCAGCGGUGGUCCGUUGUUUAGGUUAAAGGGUUCAAUCCUAACUAUGUCAUUUCUUGACUGCAAUGGUGCUUUAAUACCUUACUCUUACGAAAGUUGGAGAGACGACAGUAAAGAUGUGCGAGACCGGCGCGAGCGCACGCCCACGAAGCAGAGCUCGUCCAGCAGUGGGAGCCGCAUGAGCCCCACGCCGGGCGCGGACCUGGCCGGCGACCGACAGUUCGUCGUCGUGGCCUCCGAGAAGCAGGCGCGCGUCGUGGCGCUGCCCAGCCAGAACUGUGUCUACAGGCAACAGAUCGUAGAGACUGACUUCGUCGUCAAGGCCGAGAUUGUUAGCUUGAAAGACAGUGUAUGCUUGGUGAACUACUUGUCGACGGGCCACCUGGUGGCAUACAGCCUGCCGUCUCUGCGGCCGCUGGUCGACGUAGACUUCUUGCCGCUGUCAGAGCUCGGCUUCCAGACACAGUCCAAACAGAGGGGUAUCGUAGACCCAAUGCUGUCCAUAUGGGGCCAGCAGCUCAUUGUUAACGAGGACACCGACCAGAUCGCGAAGACUUUCUGCUUCAGCAACAGGGGUCACGGCCUGUAUCUAGCGUCCCCUACAGAAGUACAGAAGUUCACCAUUGACGCCGAGUUCUGUCAGCAGCUGAACGAGAUGAUCGGCGAGCUGUUCCUGCCGCGCGACAUGCCCGAGCCGCCCAAGGAGAGCUUCUUCCGGGGACUGUUCGGCGGCGGCGCCAGGCCUCUCGACCGGGAGGAACUAUUCGGCGAGAGCAGCGGCAAGCCCCUGCGCACGGUGGCCAAGCACAUCCCGGGCGGCGCCGCGCCGCUGGACGCGCUGGGCGCGCGCGCGGGCUCCGCCGCCGCCGACGUGGCGCGCGCGCACCAGCUCGUGCUGGAGCGCGGCGACAAGCUGUCCCAGCUGGAGGACCGCACGGAGCGCAUGCACAACCAGGCGGCCGAGUUCUCGUCGUCCGCGCACCAGCUCAUGCUCAAGUACAAGGACAAGAAGUGGUACCAGCUGUGA
Spodoptera littoralis (African cotton leafworm) is the source of this 1281-nucleotide messenger RNA. The record is from the annotation of a GenBank genome assembly. Lineage: Eukaryota; Metazoa; Arthropoda; Insecta; Lepidoptera; Noctuidae.